AUGUCAUCUAAACAUCAAAAAAUUGUAUUACCAUACAUAAUUAAAUAUGUUCCUAAAGAAUUGAUCAAAAAUAAAAACGUCAAUUUGUAUGGAUUUGAUUUGGAUCAUACAAUUAUUAGCCCUAAGUCAGGAUCUAUUUGGCCUCGAGAUAGUCAUGAUUGGAAAUAUUUAAAAUUUUGUGAUAAAUUUGAAACUAUUGAUGAAUUGUUUCGUAUCAUUGAAGAGGAUGAGCAAAAUGUAAUUAUUAUAUUUACUAACCAAGGAGGCGUUGUUAGCGUACCUAGUACGUCUAAGAGUUGUUUAAAAUUUACUAAUAAGAUUGAAGAAAUACUAAAAGAUAUUUCAGAAAGAAGUAAGAAAAAUACAAAGGGGAAUUUAAUUGAUCGUAUCUGGAUUUAUGCAUCCACUAGAGAAUCUGCAAGUAUGAAAAAACUAAAUAAUAAAAAAUCAAAUGGUAAUGAUAAAAAACCAAGUGGGAUUGAUAAAUUUAUCAAAAAAAAAAAGAAGGAAAAGACUGUUGAAAAUAAAGUGAAAAAUACAACUUUAAAAGAGAAUGUAUUUACUUUGAUGAGAAAACCUAAUAUUGGUAUGAGCCAAGAGUUUGUAAAAGAUUUAUUGAAAAAUAAAGGAGAUGUGGAAUAUAAAUGGAUAUAUUAUUGUGGAGAUGCUGGCGGUCGUCCAAAUGAUCAUAGUGAUAGUGAUUUACAAUUUGCUCAGAAUUUAAAUAUUGAGUUUAAAACUCCGGAACAAGUUUUUUCAACAGAAUAG
Messenger RNA from Henningerozyma blattae CBS 6284, 768 nucleotides. RefSeq names its product polynucleotide 3'-phosphatase (gene TPP1). Gene Ontology annotation, biological process: DNA repair. The coding region runs from base 1 to 768 and encodes 255 amino acids. The record is from RefSeq and is a predicted model, not a curated record. Lineage: Eukaryota; Fungi; Ascomycota; Saccharomycetes; Saccharomycetales; Saccharomycetaceae. The transcript has a single exon. Gene Ontology annotation, molecular function: polynucleotide 3'-phosphatase activity; double-stranded DNA binding; ATP-dependent polydeoxyribonucleotide 5'-hydroxyl-kinase activity.